UACGUUAGGUAUUUUAGACAUUGUAGUUCAAUUCUUAACGCCGAUGAUCUUUUAAUAAAUAUAAAAAAAAUUAUACACGAGAUUAUUAUCGAAGUAGUGUCAUCAAAAUGGCAUCGCUAGAUCUUUUAACACCGCAUCUAUCUAAAAUUAAAAUACCGUCAUCUCAACAAUUGGUUUACAAGGAUGAAUGUGUAUAUUCCUUUGACAACCCGGAAUCAGAGACAGGGUUAUACGUUUCGCUAACAUCGUUCCUCGGCUUCGGUCGUAAUUACGUAGAGCAGUACUUCCAGAAGACCGGCAAUGCUGUCUUUUUACACAUAUUUAGAGACAAGAUACCUAUUCCAGAACCAGAACAAACUGGUGAUGGUCCAGAGAAGAAGAUCACACGCCUCGCAAUCGGGGUCGAGGGUGGGUUCGAUCCCGACUGCGGCAAGCCGAAGUUUACGUACACGGAUCAUUACAAUGUCGUCGUUUUGCCUGGAUUCCACACUUUCCCCUGGCCAAAUGAUUCCUUACCCGAUGUGGUGAAGCAAUCAGUACAAGGCGCAUUAGAGGCAGAGUCUCCGUUUAAAAUAGCUGAGAUGGAAGCUUUAGCAGGCACGUGGGACGGCGAGAAACGUGAAGUAUCUGUGUACUCGGUAAAUUUGCAACAGUUAAACAAUGGCGUAAAAGUGCCUCCAUCGGGGUGGAAGUGCGACAAGUGUGACCUGACAAAUAAUCUCUGGCUCAAUUUAACUGAUGGGACCAUACUGUGCGGGAGACGAUUCUUUGAUGGCUCGGGAGGCAACGAUCAUGCUGUUGAACACUACCGUGAAACUGGCUACCCGUUAGCCGUCAAACUGGGAACAAUCACAGCAGAGGGUAAAGGUGAUGUGUAUUCGUAUGCAGAGGAUGAUAUGGUCGAAGAUCCUUACUUGGCUGAUCACUUGAAACACUUUGGUAUUAAUGUGCAACAGUUGCAAAAGACUGAGAAAUCCAUGGUAGAAUUGGAGUUAGAACUCAAUCGUCGAACCGGAGAAUGGAACACCCUCCAGGAAUCCGGAAGUGACUUGCGACCCUUGCACGGACCAUCACUCACCGGUCUGACUAAUCUGGGCAAUUCCUGCUACAUAAAUAGUGUUGUUCAGGUGCUAUUUCGUAUUCCCGACUUCAUACGUCGCUACGUAGAGGGUGCUCCAGAAAUAUUUUCAACCUUCCCUGAAGAUCCUGCCAAUGAUUUCAAUGUACAGACUGCAAAACUAGGAGUGGGAUUAGUAUCGGGACGCUACGCUCGCCCAGCGGAUGGUUCAAGUGGAGAACAAGCCGGCAUAGCGCCGCAUAUGUUCCGGAGGGUGGUGGGACGCGGACACGCGGAGUUUACUAGCAAGAGGCAGCAGGACGCCCACGAGUUUUACUUGCACCUGCUCACGCUUGUUGAGCGUCACAGCCGCCACCGCAGCGACCCGUCCGAGAGCCUGCGCUUCGCCGUCGAGGAGCGCGUGCAGUGCGGCGAGUCGGGCGCGGCGCGCUACCAGGCGCGCGCCGAGCGCCACCUGCCGCUGCCCGUGCCGCUGCCCGCCGCCGACAACGCGGCGCAGCUGCGCGCCUACGAGCAGCGCCGCGCCGCCGCCGAGGCGAGCGGGCAGCGCCUGGACCCCUCUCAAAUAGUUCGACCCCAUAUCCCGUUCCAGGCGUGUCUCGACAGCUUCAUGAAAGAGGAGGUUAUAGAACAAUUCUUCAGCUCGGCUGUUAAUAAAAAAGUUACUGCUAGGAAGAUAACACGCCUUGCCACUUUCCCGGACUACUUGCUGAUUCAGUUGAAGAAAUUCACAAUUAAGGAAGAUUGGACCCCUGCCAAACUGGAUGUUGCUGUCGAUAUGCCUUGGGAAGUCGACCUAAGUGUGUUACGUGGACGUGGAGUACAGCCGGGCGAGACUUUACUGCCCGACGCCCCUCCAGACACACCAGCACCCGUUUACGAUGAGGCUCUGCUUGCUAAACUGUUGGACAUGGGAUUCCCCGUUGAGGCCUGCAAGAAAUCACUUUACUAUACAAACAACUCUGGUAUGGAAGCAGCUUCCAACUGGCUUAUGGAACAUAUGACCGAUUGGGACUUUGACAGCAAGUUUGAGCCCCCAGGCUCACAGAACACAGGAGCCAGUGCAAAUGUAGCCGUUGAUGAAGCAAGCGUGGAACAGAUAACCAGUAUGGGUUUCACAAGCGCUCAAGCCGCCCGUGCAUUGAGAUCCACCGAUGGAGAUGUGGCCAGGGCUUUAGACUGGAUCUUCAGCCACGCCGACCAGCUUGACAGUGAUGUGCCCUCUGCUCCCGUUCAAGAUAGGACUCUUGGAUGCAGGGAUGGACCGGAGAAAUACAAGCUUGUGGCAUUCAUUUCACACAUGGGAACAUCAACAAUGGUUGGUCACUACGUGUGCCACAUCCUCCAUGAAGGCAGAUGGGUCAUAUUCAAUGACAAUAAGGUUGCUCUCUCAGAAAACCCUCCCAAAGAUCUCGGAUACUUAUAUCUGUAUGAAAGGCUGUGAUGUUUAACGAGUGAUCAUUUGGCACCAAAAAUGACUUCAAGAAGUAAAUGUCUUAGACUGCGCUAAUGUGUUUUAAACAAUGUUAAGAUGAUCUUAAAAUGAUUUAGUCACUAUUUAUUUUAUAAAACGAAGAUUUUCAAUAUUUAUGAAAUCCCAAUUUCCAUAAAAAAGAAUCUGGAUACCAGAAAUGAUUGCUACUGCUUAUUUUUUUAUUAUUAAAUAAAAGCUCAAUGUGUAAUGCUUUACUUUCUCCGUAUGUGUGGCAAUGUUUUUUCUUUUUUUUUUAAUGUAGUAACAUUAUCUGAAUAUUAAAUUUGUUGCUAAAUAAAUAUAUAAUAGUAUAUUGUUAGAACCAAUUAUUUUGAGAGAGUGUAUUAUGAUAACUUGUGUAAAAUAAUUGAAAUUGAUAUCAAACUAUGCAAUAACCGUAGUGUUUAAAAUUUAAUAGACAACGAAAAUAAAAAAUCUUAUUAUUA
Messenger RNA from Melitaea cinxia (Glanville fritillary), 2998 nucleotides. It is a transcript of the gene Usp5, whose product is annotated as ubiquitin carboxyl-terminal hydrolase 5. Gene Ontology annotation, biological process: protein deubiquitination. The transcript is spliced from 17 exons. Bases 108 to 2522 code for a protein of 804 amino acids. Gene Ontology annotation, molecular function: protein binding; cysteine-type deubiquitinase activity; zinc ion binding. NCBI's taxonomy places the organism in Eukaryota, Metazoa, Arthropoda, Insecta, Lepidoptera, Nymphalidae. The record is from RefSeq and is a predicted model, not a curated record.